Mesorhabditis belari is the source of this 321-nucleotide messenger RNA. NCBI's taxonomy places the organism in Eukaryota, Metazoa, Nematoda, Chromadorea, Rhabditida, Rhabditidae. The record is from the annotation of a GenBank genome assembly.
AUGAGUCGGUUUCUGUACGCCGUGUUGUUGGUCAUCGUUGCACAACUUUGCCUAAUACAAUUUUCGGACUGUGCUCCACACAUGGCCAUGACGAGGAUUCAAGAAGUGUUCCGAUCUUUGGGGACAAAAGCUGACGGUCGUCCAAAGAAAUACUACUUGGAUCCAUUGUAUGGAGUUGAAGAUUCAUCUUGACUUAAAACUACAUUGUUGUUGAGCCGUUCUUCAUGUCCACAAAGAAAAAGAAAGCAAAAAAAGAAAGCGAGAGUCCGGAAAGAGAUGAUGAGAACGAUGGCACAUGGCAAUGUUCGGUUUGCACUUAUC